GAAACCAAAGUAACAGGCACAAUUACAAACAACCGAUUUCAAUGGGGAACAGAUUAAUUGAUGUUCGUUAACCAAUUUCAAGAUUUCAAAUCCCCACUCUGAAAAAUAAUCAAAUAUAUUAUGCAGCAGUCUAUAAACUACCACACCUCAUCAUCAGUACACAUGCUCCCAUUACUCAGACGAACAUCAUCAUCCUUAAUUUCAUCCCUAAUCUCGUCAUCAUCGCCAUCUUCAAUCCCCCAUUCUCUCUCUAGACUCAUCAUCAUGGAAUCUUCCUCGGUCAACGAUUUCGGGCCUUCCAGAAAACUCAUGGCCCUAGCCCAACAACUUCGCCUCUACAAACCCCCGCCGCCAUCUAACGACGACGAUGAGGAGGAGGGUAAAAGGAUCGAGGAGAGUGCGGGGAAAGUUGUUUCGCAAGUGGGCUUCGCCGAAUCUGCAACUCCGGUUGCCCAUGAACCGGCUGACCGGUUCAAACCCAAAAGAGCUGCGGUUCUCGUCUGCCUUUUCGAAGGGGAUGGUGGAGAAUUCAGAGUUAUUCUCACCAAGAGAUCUUCAUUUCUCUCUACUCAUUCCGGUGAAGUUUCAUUGCCUGGUGGGAAAGCAGAGGAGACAGAUGCAAAUGAUGCUGAAACAGCAACAAGAGAAGCAAAGGAGGAGAUCGGGUUGGAUCCUUCACUCGUAAAUGUCGUAACUUGCCUCGAACCCUUCUUGUCGAAGCAUCUUCUGAGGGUGAUUCCUGUUAUUGGCAUACUUUCGAACAAGAAAGACUUUAAGCCUUGUCCGAAUCCCGACGAAGUCGAAUCGAUAUUUGAUGCCCCCUUGGAAAUGUUUCUCAAGGAUGAAAAUCGAAGAUGGGAAGAGAGAGAGUGGAUGGGAGAUAAGUAUGUGAUCCACUUCUUCGACUACGAAAUGGAGGACAAAGAAUACGUGAUCUGGGGUUUAACUGCCGGAAUUUUGAUCAGAGCAGCUUCAAUUGUUUAUCAGAAGCCACCUGCUUUUCUUGAGCAAAACCCCAAAUUCAAAGUCCCUAGUACUGCUGUCCUCAAAGAUAACAAUUUCAUGCCUUGAUUUUAUUUUCCAUAUUAUUUAAUUUGUCAAUAUUAACUUUAUACAAUAAUAAUAAUAAAAAAUUGUCAC
Molecule: messenger RNA, 1140 nt
Organism: Erythranthe guttata (spotted monkey flower)
Lineage: Eukaryota; Viridiplantae; Streptophyta; Magnoliopsida; Lamiales; Phrymaceae
Product: nudix hydrolase 15, mitochondrial
Biological process (GO): coenzyme A catabolic process
Molecular function (GO): coenzyme A diphosphatase activity
Source: RefSeq, a predicted model, not a curated record